AUGGGGACAAAAAAGGACACAUCGAACUUCUUCACCACUGAGAUAGAGAGGAGUCAGUACUGGGAGGAUUAUCUCACUGCACGGCCGGACUAUACCCAGGAUGACUUUUACGCGCGCGUGCUGGAGUAUCACCGCUCACAUCAGGACAAAUCGUCUACUGACAGAACCAUCGCCCACGACGUCGGCACCGGACCGGGACAAGUGGCAGCCGUGCUGUCGGGUCACUUCGACUCCAUCGUGGCCAGCGACCUGAACGAAAGCCAUCUCGCCAUCGCCCAAAAGCGCCUUGCAAGCUCGCUAGACAGCGCAGCCCUCGCCAAGAUCACUUUUGAGCGCCUCGCUGCCGAAGAGGUUCAUGCAGCCGGCCCAUCCGGAUCUGCAGCCUUCGUCGCCGUAGGAGAAACCAUGCCGCUCUUGGACCAUGCAAAGGCUUUCAAGUCUUGGGCUACGUUGCUUCGGCCCGGUGGCACGUUGGCCAUAUGGUUUUACGGGCGUCCGCAUUUCACAGCUGCACAAGGGUAUGACGCUGCGGCGUGUCAGCAGAUCUACGAUAGACUUGCAGACGCCAUGUUCACCAAGCAUAUACAGAAAGAAGCCGGGCCAGCGUACAAAGCGGGCUGGAAACGGGCGACGGACUGCAUGUCUAGUUUCCUGGACAACGUGGACUUAGAUCCUGAGCAGUGGAAGGACGUGCAGCGGUGGAAAUGGAACAGUGGCUUGGAAAUGUCAUUCUAUGGACCUGGGGCUUGUGACUUUGACGUCGAGGUUGUCAGUCGCAUUCGUGGUGAAGAGCAGGUGGAGUUGGUGAACGACCCUGGAUUUUGGAGCAAGAGUUGGGCUGUACAGGACUGGAUGCUGUUCUUGAAGAUGAACCUACCGGCCUUCAGGCAGGAAGAUGUGACUUCGGAUAUCGAGGAUCUUUGGGCAGAACUGGGAAAGCAAAUGGGUGGACCUGACGUUCGUCAUGGAGUUAGUUGGCCUGUUGUUGUGAUUCUGGCGUCGAAAGCUUAG
Messenger RNA from Didymosphaeria variabile, 1011 nucleotides. RefSeq lists its product as uncharacterized. NCBI's taxonomy places the organism in Eukaryota, Fungi, Ascomycota, Dothideomycetes, Pleosporales, Didymosphaeriaceae. The coding region runs from base 1 to 1011 and encodes 336 amino acids. The record is from RefSeq and is a predicted model, not a curated record. The transcript has a single exon.